CGCGCGUUCCCGGGCAGUCUGCGCGAGGGCCGGGCCCGGCCGGCGGCCCCUCAGUUCCCCGUGCUUCUUUGCUCUACGUCGUCCCGGCUCCCGGGGGAUGCCCCGGACCAGGUUCUCCUCAUGGCUGCUGACGUUUUCAUGUGUUCGCCGCGUCGGCCCCGUAGUCGGGGCCGUUCGGUGCUGCUCAAGCCUCAGGUGCCCGAGGACGACGACGACUCGGACACAGACGAGCCGUCUCCGCCGCCCCCCUCCGGUGUGGCCACUUCAUCCCGGGCCCACGCGAGCGCCGCGCCGCUGCAGCCUCGGGCCGGGCCGGGCCGCGAGGAACCUCCUCGCCGUCAGCAGAUCAUCCACAGCGGCCACUUCAUGGUGUCCUCUCCGCACCGCGAGCACCCGCCCAAGAAGGGCUAUGAUUUCGACACGGUCAACAAGCAGACGUGCCAGACCUAUAGCUUCGGCAAGACCAGCUCCUGCCACUUGUCCAUCGAUGCUUCGCUCACCAAGCUCUUCGAGUGCAUGACCCUGGCCUACAGUGGGAAAUUAGUGUCUCCAAAGUGGAAGAACUUCAAGGGCCUGAAGCUCCAGUGGCGGGACAAGAUCCGGCUCAACAACGCCAUCUGGAGGGCGUGGUAUAUGCAGUAUUUGGAGAAGCGAAAGAAUCCUGUGUGCCACUUUGUCACCCCACUAGAUGGCUCUGUUGAUGUAGAUGAACACCGUAGGCCAGAGGCCAUCACCACAGAGGGCAAAUACUGGAAAAGUCGAAUUGAGAUUGUGAUCCGGGAAUACCACAAGUGGAGAACCUACUUCAAGAAAAGGCUGCAGCAGCACAAGGAUGAGGACCUUUCCAGCCUGGCCCAGGAUGAUGACAUGCUGUAUUGGCAUAAACAUGGGGACGGCUGGAAAACCCCAGUGCCCAUGGAGGAGGACUCACUGCUGGACACAGACAUGCUCAUGUCAGAGUUCAGCGACACCCUUUUCUCCACACUUUCCUCACACCAACCAGUGGCCUGGCCCAACCCACGAGAAAUAGCACAUCUGGGAAAUGCAGACAUGAUCCAACCAGGCCUGAUCCCUUUGCAACCCAACCUGGACUUCAUGGACACCUUUGAACCUUUCCAGGAUCUCUUCUCCUCCAGCCGGUCCAUUUUUGGCUCCGUGUUGCCUCCUCCUACAUCAGUACCUGCCCCAGAUCCUAGCAGCCCACCUUCUCAGGGGAACAUCUUGCCAAAUACAGCUCUCCCUCCUGCGAGCCUGCCCAAUAGCCUCAUUGAAUCUUCUGCAGCCCCCUCCCUGGAUCCCACAGAGAGGCAGGGUUGUGAACGCACGUCUCAACCCGUGGACCCAUUUAUUCAGCCUGCAGACUUUGGUCCCUCUGAGCCACCAUUGAGUGUCCCACAGCCCUUCCUCCCCGUCUUUACUAUGACCUUACUUUCCCCUGGCCCUGCCCCAGCACCUGUUCCAACUGCAUUGCCCUUAGUUCCUCCGCCUGCCACUACUCUGAACCCCCCAACUUCACCAGCUUUCCUGCAGCCACAGAAGUUUGCUGGAGUCAGCAAAUCAACCCCUGUCAUUACUCACACAGCCUCUGCAACCCUGACCCAUGACGCUUCUGCCACCACCUUCAGCCAGAGCCAGGGCCUUGUCAUCACAGCACACCAUCCAGCCCCCUCCUCAUCGCCCUGUGCUCUGGCACUGUCACCUGUACCCCAGCCACCAGCUGUGGGACCCCCUCAACCUCAUUUAACUUUUAUACACCCUAAACCUGUGUCCUUGACUGGAGUGAGACACAAACAGCCCCCCAAAAUAGUGCCUGCUCCCAAACCUGAGCCUGUCUCCUUGGUGUUGAAGAAUGCCUGCAUUGCUCCAGCUGCCUUCUCAGGCCAACCACAAAAGGUGAUCAUGACAUCAGCUCCUCUGAAGAGAGAAGGGAUUCUGGCAUCUACUGUGUCCCCAUCCAAUGUGGUCAUUGCUUCUGCUGCCAUCACCAGGGCUUCUGGAGUCACAGAUUUCCUCAGCCACAGCACGAGCAGCCAGCCUAGCCCUGUCUCUCGGCUCUUUUCUCCAAGUACAGUGCAAGACUCCCUGGUGAAGGGCGAGCAGGUCUCACUGCAUGGGGGUAGUCCCCAGGUCCCUGCCACAGGCUCUAGUCGUGACUGCCCCAACUCAGGCCAAGCUUCUCCGUGCCCGUCAGAACAAAGUCCCAGUCCUCAGUCACCCCAGAACAACUGCUCAGGGAAAUCUACAGACCCCAAAAAUGUGGCUGCAUUAAAGAACCGGCAGAAGCACAUCUCAGCUGAACAGAAAAGGCGUUUCAAUAUUAGGAUGGGCUUUAACACCCUGAAUAGUUUGAUCUCCAAUAAUUCCAAGCAGACCAGCCAUGCCAUCACACUGCAGAAGACCAUGGAGUACAUCACCAAGCUGCAACAGGAGCGGAUGCAGAUGCAAGAGGAGGCCCGGAGAUUGCGGGAGGAAAUUGAGGAGCUUAACACCACCAUCAUCUCCUGCCAACAGCUGCUACCUGCCACAGGAGUCCCUAUCAACUGCCGCCAGUUUGACCACAUGAAAGACAUGUUUGAUGAAUAUGUGAAAAGCAGGAUCCUGCAGAAUUGGAAAUUCUGGAUUUUCAGCAUGAUCAUCAAGCCACUGUUUGAGUCUUUCAAGGGGAUGGUGUCCACCAGCAGCUUGGAGGAGUUCCACCGGACGGCACUUUCCUGGCUGGACCAGCACUGCUCUUUGCCUGUCCUCAGGCCAAUGGUACUGAGUACCCUCCGACAGCUGAGUACCACCACCUCCAUCCUGACAGAUCCAUCCCAGCUGCCAGAGCAAGCAUCAGAGGCCGUUACCAGGAUUGGCAAGAGAUCAGGGGAGUCCUAAGCUUAGUUGGCAUGUGGCUGCAUGAGAUGCCUGGAGAUCCCCCUCAUACCCUUCCUGACACACCGCCUCAGGGCUGCCCUUGACUCCAGUGGCCCAUUGCAGCUGUCAGGAUGCUGUGCUCAGGUCUGAGGCAGGUUUGAGGCCUGCCAACAGCAGUAUCCCAUCUUGGGAACCUUUGCUGUGACCUCCUACUCCGUGACCUCAAUCAUCAGUCUCCCCUGCAUUUGGGGUGGCCCAGACAAAGGGAAACAUCGGCUGUUCCAGUCUUGUCCUCCUGGUGUUGUAUUGGGGUCCAGGGCCAACAAGUGCAAGCCAAGGAGACAAAGCCUGUUGCUGCAGGUGGGAUCAUUCAGGUCCUUCAGAAUUCCUUUCUUGAGACUUCAAGACUUGGCUCCUGUCACAUCUGUAUCUACUUGUGCUCCCCUGGCAACCUCUGCACACUUUUUGCCCUCCGUAGCAGCAGUGAAGUCUCUCCCAUCUCUUGCAACCCCAUCAGCACCUAAUCCUCUGGGUUACUGUUCCAACCUCUGCAGAAAGCAGUGUACCACUUCCCUAGUGUAUUCUAUUGAAGGGGAAAUCUUCUCCACAACCCCUGAGCACACAUGGAAAAUAAUGGACAUGGAGCCCAACUGGACAGGAUGAAGGCACCAGCCAUGCAAAGCUGCUGUGCUGGCUCAGAACCUCCCCAGGCAAUGUCUUGUCUGUGUCUUAGUCCUGUCUGCAUUGCAGUAGCUGUGAUGUUUCAACAUUGCUAGGGCCUCAGCCUGGACCCUCUAAGGCCUCACAGUUGGGGCGCUUCUGUGCCUGUUCUCCACCCACUUCUACUCUGCAGUUGUGGGAGAGGCAUAUGCACUCCUGGGAUGGUGUCACCCUUGGUUUUAACAUUCAAAGGUCACACUCCAUGAUGCUGCUGUCAUCCUGGUCUUUUAUCUGAAGUUUAGCUGGAGGUCCAAACCAAGACAGUUCAGACCAAAGAUGUCAUCAUACUUAAGUCUGUCUCUUCUUGUAUGAGGAGGAAGAAACAAAAUGCUGUCAAGACAAGAUGUCGAGGAGUCAGCCUUGAAGCUAUCUUCAGGCUAGCUGGUGAAGUGCUGUGCUUAGAUUUGAACCAGUGGCGUUUGGAGGGUGACAGGUGUCUGAAGAUUCUAGUGUCCCAAUGUGUGUUACAGAUGGUAGAGACAUGGAAAGGUUAGGGGAAGGGGGGACUUGACCCUCGUCCUUCUCUUCGCUGCCUCUGAGAUGCCGCAGGUGGUGAGGUACUCUGCAGCACUCAGGGAGCCCGGUAAAGGGCGCCUCCCGGAAGAAUGUGCUUUUUUUGUCCUGCUGUGACACCUAGAGCAGGCAGCAGGCUUUUUCUUGGACUCUGUCCUCCUGGCCUUGCCUCACCAUGCUGCCUGUCCUGAGAAGACCACGUGAAGAGGGGAGCCCAGGAUGUCCCCAUUUGGAAGCUCCUGCUGAUGCCUAAGCCUGCCCUGGACUAGGUAGUUGGAGGACAAAGAAAGGGUAGGGGCUGCCGGCCAUGUCAGCAUUUAUGCUGCAAGCCGUUAACCAAUUGCUUGCACCAUUGUCUAAUUUCUGUCCUGUAUGGGAAUAGCUUGGUGGCCCUCCUCAGCCGUCCUGCAAAACAUGUUUACAGGUUGAGGGAAGAAUACAAGGCAUAUAGGCUGGACCUUGGCAUUUCCACCAGGCACCCCUUCUUUUCCCAAGGACAAAGUGAAAUUGUCCUUUAGAAGGUGAAGGCCACUGUGGUAAGAAGGAAAAACUAAACCGCUGCUGUGAGGGUCUCGAGAAGCCCAGCCCUUCCUCCUCCCAUGCCACAUGACACAGGCCACAGCAUGGCUGUGCAGGGCUUUUGGUUCUCUCCUCCCCUUGUAGGGGAGUAACCUUGUUUUUAAAACUCUAUGGGGUAUAAGAUUGGCCUUUUGCUUCUCUGGCCUACCUCUUCUUUUUGCUGAGUUAAUUUCAUCCUGUUUCCUCAGAUGUUUAAGGCUGUUGUUAGUUUGUGUGAAACUGGGGUGACAGAGGGAGGGAGGGAUGGGUGGGAGAGAGAGAAAAAGUGUGUGUGUGUGUGUGUGUGUGUGUGUGUGUGUGUGCAGACUUUAUUAGGUGCAUGUUUGUUUUGUUUUUGACCCCAUUUCCUCUCUCUUGGUGCUCACCUUUGCCGUGGCUACGAGGCCAUAGCGCUUUAAAGUCUCCUCCAGGAGUGAUUAUUUCUGCCUUGGAGAUUUUCUUAUUUUGAAAUCUUGCCUGAUGAACCUGUCCAAUCAGAGGGUCCUGGCCCUGACUUCUGUCCUGGACGCCAAGGUCAGCAUUUGGGAAUAGCCAAGGCCAUUCUGCUUGGGGUCUCGAGACCUCUGGGCGCUGACCACACUGUUCAGCUGGGGUUUGUUUACAGUUAUUUUCAUUCCCAUUCCUGUCCCCACUCACACAGAAGAAAUUUCAAAAUGUUGGCACUUUGGCGAAUAAGAAUAUCGGCCAAAAAGGAGAAACCACAAAGCCACCUGGGAAAUCUCUGCAAGUGUUUCUGUGAAAUCUGAACAAGCCAUCAGCACAUCUUCUGCCUGUUCUUUCACUAUGAGUGGGAACUGCAGAGGCAGGGUAGCUUUGGCUAAAGUGCUUCCUCAAAGUUAUCAGAAGGUUAUGCACCAGCUGUUACCCUCAGAAGCCAAGGCUAGGAUUGCUCCAGUGGUUUCACACAGCACAGGGGAAGCACGACAGCUUCAGGACUUGAUGUUGACAUACUGGGUCUUGAAGUGGCUGGAAGUGGUCAGCCAGCACGAAUUCUCAUGUGGCCUAAUCAUGAACCCUGGAUCUUGUCUGUGUGCUGUCACUUAUGCCCCCUCCCCCAGACAUACCUAGAGAUGUGUCCUCUAGGGUUCUAUGCCCUAAGAAUGAUGUCCACUUAGAUUCUUAGGGGACGUGGCAUGCAUUUUCUGGUAGAGUUCAGUGGCAGGUGGCACCACACCUGCCAGUGGCCAGCAACCCCUCUUGGAUGUGUUGGGAUACUGUGGCUGCUGGGUCACCUGGCUUCAGGGGUCAGCUCCUUUCACCUCCUGGCUCUUGUCUUCCUUCCAAUGUCAGAAAUCCCUUUCUGUUCAUCCUAACCUGGUUCCUCAAGGGUCUCUGUCUCACUUAAGAGAACAUGGGUAUAUGUGGGCCUCUCACUUUUCUUUUCUGGGAGGUAGACAUGUCCUCUUUCUAGAUGAACAGAUACAGGGCACAGUUGAAGCCACCACUGUGCAUGGAACUUGUUUUUCUCCGUGCCAUCUGUAGUCUUGUUGGCAAGGUGUGUAGACAGUGAUACAGGAACAGUCACCUAGAAUGUUUGUAUUUCAGAGAAGUACAACUUUGGGCUUAGCCCCUUGGUGUCCUGUUUCUGAGGACGAGUCCUGGGUCUGUGCAAGUGUAAGAGGACACCAGCAGUUGUGUUGCUGUGGAAGAGUGUGAAGGCACAGAGUGUGAAGCAUGUGGGGAAUGUGUCCCUUCAGCACACACCUCGGCCAGGAUCUCCUCAGCAGGUUUUGCGAUCUUAAGGACAGCAGGUGGGAGACAGCAGGAGUGUGAGAAGAGCCUUAGGAAAUAGCCCCCACCCCGUGCCACUUCAAAUAAGGGCAAGAGCAGGUCAAGCUACCAGCUCCUUCUAAGGAAUGGGCCUCUGUUCCCUAGAUAGGGCGUCUGCUUGUCAGAGCUUGUAAGGUUCAACCUUCGGGAAAGAAAAGGGAACUUUCCACAGUGAAUGUUAGCGUGUGUGUGCAUGCGCACUUGCUCAAGCCUGUGUGUGUGUGCAUGCGUGUGUUUACUUGGUGGAAUUUUAUUUUUGUAAAAUUCCUUUCCAGUUAUUUAGUAGAAUUCACCUAUAUCUCCCUGUCAAACUUUGGUUCCACCGUUAUAGCUCCGGGCAUAGUGAAUUUGGAGCUCGUUUGAGAUUCCUGAACAGGAUCUGGCAUCUUGAACACUGAGACUGUGGAAGGCGGGAGACGCUGAUUAUAUAUCUAUUUCCUAGUUUACAUCCUGCAGGUUCAAAGGUCUCAUGGCCUCAGCUAGGCUAUGUCCCUCUUGGGGGAGUCCAGUACCCCUCCCCCUAGGCACCUUGUCACCUGAAUCUUCACCCCAUGAAGGGAAAGCAGGCUUAUUUGCUUGCUCUGUAGCGCCCCAGCAUGUUCUCCUUCACGUUCUUCAAGUUUCAGCUUCCGUGCACAGGCUAAGUGUAUGUUGUGUGCUUUGGUGAUGGUAUAGGGCACCUUUGAGGAGGCAGCUAUUCCUGGGGUAGGGUGGGUUUCACUUCUACCAGAGAUCCCUGGGGCUGCUCCCCUGAGCGUGGUCCUCCUGAAGCCUGCUGUUGACAAGCACGUUUCCACCAGCUGUACCCAACACUACAAUGCAUUUUUAAAACUAUAUUUGCAUCUAAGACAAUAAAAUCUUAUUUUUUUUUUUGGAAA
Messenger RNA from Grammomys surdaster, 7313 nucleotides. It is a transcript of the gene Mlxip, whose product is annotated as MLX interacting protein. The transcript has 17 exons. Gene Ontology annotation, biological process: regulation of transcription by RNA polymerase II. Gene Ontology annotation, molecular function: RNA polymerase II cis-regulatory region sequence-specific DNA binding; DNA-binding transcription factor activity, RNA polymerase II-specific; protein dimerization activity. Lineage: Eukaryota; Metazoa; Chordata; Mammalia; Rodentia; Muridae. Gene Ontology annotation, cellular component: nucleus. The record is from RefSeq and is a predicted model, not a curated record. The coding region runs from base 121 to 2874 and encodes 917 amino acids.